UCCAAAUGCCCUCUCUAUAUUAUUAAAUUCAAUCCUUCUCAAAGAUUCUGGAUUCUGAAAAUCACACCGCAAAAUCUUGCGGGAACAGCUGGUUUUAUGGGAAGAACAGAAACUAGAGUAGUACUUGAUUUGAAGUUUCACAUCCCUUUUCUUCCAUGUGGGGUCCUCUCUUUCCCUUCUGCAUAUGACAGCCUAAUCAACAGCCUGGAAAAGUGUGUUUGCAGCCACACUAAAAACCUCAACUUGAUGAGUUUUCAGUAGUAUUGCUAUUCAAGCUUCAUUUGUGUAAUCUGAAAAUCUGGGUCUUGGUCUUUCUUUAAUGUUCCAAAUCCAAACCUUGUUCACUUUGAUACCAGGUUGUUCACAUUAAGGUUUUGUGUGACUUCUCCACCACCUGUUUGAGAUUGGGAUUUGCAGUUUUGGUGUCUUCUUGGAUCCGGAUUUUGAGAUUGUAGUCAAGUGGAUUCCAUUUUGGUGAUUUGGGAGUACUUAAACCUGUUUAUGGACUUGUGAAGAUUCAGGGGAAGCUAAAAUGGAGCUCAUAAAAUGGGUUCUUUAUUCUUUGGUUAUUUUUCUGGUUCUGGUUAAUGGGUCAUUUGCAUUGUACACUCCUCCUGAGAGUUAUCUAAUUGCUUGUGGUUCUUCCCAAAACAUCACCUUCCAAGGUCACACUUAUAUUCCUGAUUCACAGCAUUCUUCAUUUGUGUUGAAAACUGGGAACUCUGUUGUUGCUAGUUCCAAUUCUAGUUCUAAUGCCCCUUUUCCAUUUUACCAAUCAGCUCGGGUUUUCACCGAGAAAGCUUCUUACCGAUUUGAAAUUCGGAAAGAAGGUAGGCACUGGGUAAGGCUAUAUUUUUCCCCUCUUCCCAAAUCCAGCCAUGAUUUGACUUCUGCUUCAUUAACAGUGGUUACUGAUGAUUUUGUUCUCUUGAGCAACUUCAGCUUUAAGAAGCACAAGGGUUCUUUUAUGUUCAAGGAGUAUGCAAUCAAUGUUACUUCGGAUAUAUUGGUUAUGACCUUCAUUCCUUCAAAUGGUUCAGUUGCCUUUGUCAAUGCAAUUGAAGUUGUGUCGAUGCCAAAUGAGUUGUUUGCUGAUCAGGCAUUGGCUGUUGACCCGAUAGCACCGUUUUCUGGACUUUCUGAACUUGCCUUUGAAACCGUUUAUCGGGUGAACAUGGGGGGUCCUUUGAUCACUGCUCAAAAUGACACCCUGGGUAGGACUUGGGUGAAUGAUCUGAAAUACCUCCAUAUGAACAGCUCUGUGUUCAAUGUGUCUGUCAACCCUUCGACCAUCAAGUAUCCGGAAGGUGUUACGCCUGAGACAGCCCCGAAUUUGGUCUAUGCCACUGCUGAUACAAUGGGGGAUGCAAAUGUGAAUGACCAAAAUUUCAACAUUACUUGGGUCUUCCCUGUGGAUCCAAAUUUCUCUUAUUUUGUCCGGGUGCACCUUUGUGAUAUUAUGAGCAAGUCACUCAACACUUUAGUGUUUAAUUUGUACAUAAAUUCUGACACAGCUCUUGUAAGUUUUGAUCUCUCAUCCAUAACUAAUGACUUGUCUGUGGCUUACUUCAAGGACUUCGUUUCCAAUGUCUCAGCAGAUUCUAGCACUUUGACUGUAAGUGUUGGUCCUGAUUCAAUGGCUGAUCUCACAAAUGCCACUAUGAAUGGAUUGGAGAUAAUGAAGAUCAGCAACGCAUUAAAGAGCUUGGAUGGGCUUUCUUCGGUUGACAUUCUUCUUCCUAGUUCUAGUUCAAAGAAGAACAUUGUAGGGAUAAUAGUUGGUUCUGUUGUUGGGGCUCUAGCUGCUGUAGCAUUGGUUGGCUUGUGUUGUUGCUGCUUGGUGGGGCGCAAGUCGAAGUCAUCUCCUCAACAGGGCGGCCAUUCAUGGCUGCCUUUACCCCUGUAUGGAAACUCUCUGACCUUGACAAAGAUGUCAACAACAUCACAGAAGAGUGGAACUGCAAGCUGCAUUUCUUUAGCUUCAUCAAAUCUGGGACGAUUCUUCAGUUUCCAGGAAAUCCUAGACGCGUCAAACAAAUUUGAUGAGAAGCUGCUACUUGGUGUUGGUGGAUUUGGAAGGGUUUAUAAGGGAACACUUGAAGAUGGGACUAAUGUGGCUGUUAAAAGGGGUAACCCGAGAUCUGAGCAAGGUCUUGCAGAAUUCCGAACUGAAAUUGAAAUGUUAUCCAAGCUUCGCCACCGCCAUCUCGUGUCUCUCAUUGGUUAUUGUGAUGAGAGGUCAGAAAUGAUUCUUGUUUAUGAGUACAUGGCUAACGGACCCCUCCGGAGCCAUUUGUAUGGAUCAGACCUGCCACCUCUAUCGUGGAAGCAGCGGCUAGAAAUUUGCAUUGGAUCAGCAAGAGGCCUUCAUUAUCUCCACACCGGAGCAUCUCAGAGCAUAAUUCACCGAGACGUAAAGACAACAAAUAUCCUCUUGGAUGAGAAUUUUGUUGCGAAAGUUGCUGAUUUCGGCCUCUCCAAAGCUGGCCCUGCUCUUGAUCAGACCCAUGUGAGCACUGCUGUGAAAGGAAGUUUCGGUUAUCUUGAUCCUGAAUACUUCAGAAGGCAACAGCUCACUGAGAAAUCUGAUGUGUAUUCAUUUGGAGUAGUGUUAAUGGAAGUGUUAUGCACAAGACCAGCUUUGAACCCUGUACUUCCAAGGGAGCAGGUUAAUAUUGCUGAGUGGGCAAUGAGCUGGCAGAAAAAAGGGAUGCUUGAACAAAUCAUGGAUAAAAAUCUGGUAGGAAAGGUGAAUCCCGCUUCGCUUAAGAAAUUCGGGGAGACGGCCGAGAAGUGCUUGGCCGAGUACGGUGUGGACAGGCCGUCAAUGGGAGAUGUCUUGUGGAACCUUGAAUAUGCUCUGCAGCUUCAAGAGACCUCAUCAGCACUCAUGGAACCGGAAGAUAACAGCACGAACCACAUUACAGGAAUUCAGUUGACACCCCUUGAGCAUUUUGAUAACAGUGUGAGUAUGAUUGAAGGGGGAAACUCGUGCACGGAUGAGGAUCCAGAAGAUGUUGCCACAAGUGCAGUGUUCUCACAAUUAGUUAAUCCUCGCGGAAGAUGAGCUCUUUGUUGAUCCAUGAUGCUGGCCAAGGGCCAUGAAGCAUGGUGGGGUGGCUCUGGCGUUAGGACUUGAAAAGUCCUGAUUGGUGAAUGAAGGUUAUUUCUUAUUUAGUUACUGCUUUUAUAAUCCAUUUUUUUGCCCAUAAGCAAUUUAAUGUAAAAUACUUGAGUUAUAGUGAUGGGUACCAAUGAGCUGGUGCAAGGUGCCCUAAGAUUCUGUUGUACUAAACAUAAAGCAAUUUGGAGUUCAGCUCCCAAGUUGUUCUUACUUCUUAUAGCUUAGAAUAUAUGGAGGUCAUGUUCUUAAUUACAUAAAUGCGGCAAGUAGGAGAAUACACUUAUGAGUUGAAUGACUUUCUUUCUCAA
Lotus japonicus is the source of this 3432-nucleotide messenger RNA. Its product is annotated as receptor-like protein kinase THESEUS 1. Gene Ontology annotation, biological process: protein autophosphorylation. The coding region runs from base 533 to 3067 and encodes 844 amino acids. Lineage: Eukaryota; Viridiplantae; Streptophyta; Magnoliopsida; Fabales; Fabaceae. Gene Ontology annotation, cellular component: plasma membrane; plasmodesma. The transcript has 2 exons. The record is from RefSeq and is a predicted model, not a curated record. Gene Ontology annotation, molecular function: transmembrane receptor protein tyrosine kinase activity; ATP binding.